Penicillium paradoxum is the source of this 1032-nucleotide messenger RNA. RefSeq lists its product as uncharacterized. The transcript is spliced from 3 exons. Bases 1 to 1032 code for a protein of 343 amino acids. The record is from RefSeq and is a predicted model, not a curated record. NCBI's taxonomy places the organism in Eukaryota, Fungi, Ascomycota, Eurotiomycetes, Eurotiales, Aspergillaceae.
AUGAGACAACUUCUACAGGUCCUCGCUUGCCUUAUUUUCCCCUUAAUCGUAUCGGCGGAAAUAGACCCACUGUACAAUGUGUCUAAUCCAUUUCGACCAGCCAAUGUGACAGGGCUGGGUGAUAUCUGGAUCUGGGUUGGAUCAUAUUACAAUGGCACAACAAAGAUCGAGUUUACCCCCGAGAUCGGAUCAUCACCCGAAAAGCCCGUAUGCAAGAAUCUUCAAGGCCGGUCGUUCAGUGGCGAGUUCCAAUCGUUCCUCGGCCUCACCCAAAGAGGUGCUUACAAUCUGGGCUCAAACCCAGUCAAUAUACUUUUGAGCCUCUGGAAUUCGGACACAAAUCUUUCAUCGCUGGCAAAUGCGUCUGCCUUUCCAUGGUUGUCACCAUCCCCUCGAUGGACUUUUGAGUCUUCUCCCUGGGUUACUAGUGCUAGCAAUGUCACUGUCAAAACGAGAAGCGACAUAGGCUACGACGAGCCCCUCGUUGAUAACUUUAUAUUAAACCUAUCGCCUCGCACCAAGGGAGCCCCAUAUAAUCUAACAGGCACCAUCAAGAACACACACUCAAAACUACGUCAUUUCGAUUUUGAUCUUGAUUCAUGCAAUACCACCUUUGAAAGCAGCGAACAUAAGAUACACCUUAUCGAGCGCGAUUGGUGGGACAAUGAGGGGUGGAAUUGGACCUAUCCAGAAGUCGGUCUACAAUUUGACAGCCAGACGGCAAAUCUCACUGUGAAUGGAUACGCGUCUGGUACUCCAUAUCAUAUUGCCGAUGAGGAAUACGGCGAACAUGAAAGAACGGGCCCGGAUGUGAUACAGGGAAAGAUAAAGAUUACCUUCUCUGGGGUCAUCGAUCCCUACCGCUCGGAUACCCUAUUCGAAAACACGACCAUGCCGACUUGGCUCAGAACGGUGGGAUUCCAAAACAACCCCGUGAAUAUCGGCUACGAGAGCGGAGCUCUGGGCUGGUCUCGUCCAUGGGGGACCACUAUGAUUUGUUCUGUUAUUUCUUUAGCUUUGAUAUAUUCCUGA